AUGUUUGUGUUCUGUAUAUUGACUGACUUUAGGGCCACAGUUACAGUCAAACCUCUUAACACCAAAUUCAUUGGCCACACAUUCGCCGACAUUACUCCAGACACGUCCCGAUCGCAGUUCACUGUUUGCCAGCACUCGGAGUCCAUUCCCAUCUCUCAUGUCUACAAAUUCAAUGCCAACAAAACCGGCCAUCAAAUGAGUCUAUCCUUUGGGUUUGGCAUACAGUCGGAUCAGUCGGUUAUGGUUUUUGUCAAAUACUUUGAAGUGCUGUGCAAUAAAAGCAGGGAUUGUCUGCAGGACUACUGCCGGACCAAAUACUUUCAUGAAUUGAAGGCCAGUAACUGUUUGCGCACAACUGAGUCCUACCGGUUGGCCAGUAUUGACACUGUUGUAGGUUUCACAUACACUGUACACAUACAUACUUUACACACAUAUUCGGGGGACAGUCUGCCCCUAUGUAUACAUUCUUACUAUCUGGCGUACGAUGUGUUCAAACAGUUGGUCGACUGUGUCGAGUAUCUACACGGGUGUCACGUGUGGCACCGGGAUCUUAAGCCGGAUAACGUGCUAAUCGCCAUGGAUUAUACCUACAAGAAACGUUAUAUUAAGCUUGGUGAUUUUGGUUUGGCCAAGUAUGUACCGCCGGGUUUGAAUGUAGUGAACAGGGAUGCGAGUGCGAUGUCUGCCUAUGUUAAACAUACGGAUGAUUUGGGUAAUGUCCGCAAUCAGGCGCCCGAAGUACAGACCGGCUGUUAUAAUCAUUUGGUAGAUGUGUAUAGUCUGGCACUUAUAGGCGCAGCACUGUUUGGUUUGGAUAGGGAUGGCGUUAUUGAUGGGAAGCCUGAUCCGGAAAUUAACUACACUAAUAAAUAUAUGCAUAAUUGGCUGAUCGAGAUAAAUAAACUGUUUAUAUCGAUGACAAUCAGCUCGUAUUCAGUGUAUGGACUCCAUGAUUGGCGGCAGAGACCGGAAUGUGCAGACAUUUCCCGAAAACUAGACGCUCUACCGAUACGACCGGCAAUUAAUCGCAAUAAUCGCACAGUAUUUGAAACGGUUAUAAAGAGCAAACAUAAGAUGCUUUAUCGGACAUAUAUGGCUCGUAAACCCUAUUGCAUUAUCGCACGAUCUGAGCAUGUUAAUGUCAGAUUAUUUAGUGAACUGGUUGCACAAAUAAGAGAGAUCAUUCAGUAUAAAUCACCCUGGUGCUCUGUAACGUAUUACAACGCGUGGCUUGAAAAUGAUCACGUGUUUAUUCAGGCCAAGCACUGUCCGCAAACGCUGGGCGCUAUAAUACGGGCUAAACGGACAGUGUUUACCAGUCAAGCGGAUAAAUGUCGACCGGAAAUACUAGCCAUUGAUUACAUGCUAUCGCGUGAACUGUUGAGACAAACGAUCGCUUGUACGCCAUAUGUGCUGACGUCGGCCGUCAAGAAUAGGUUCGCAUACAUAAGCGCUGACUGUCUGUUAGUGGCCAACCCUAUGGACACCUUUAGGCAACGCGUUAAAUUGUGUCAUGCUGAUUUACACCAU
Medioppia subpectinata is the source of this 1530-nucleotide messenger RNA. The record is from the annotation of a GenBank genome assembly. Lineage: Eukaryota; Metazoa; Arthropoda; Arachnida; Sarcoptiformes; Oppiidae.